AUGGAUCAAUAUCAUCAAUCCCACGGUGCCCUGGCGGGCUUUAUGGAUUCAAUGCAACAAGAUUCGAACAUGUCAGCCUACUCCAUGUUCGGGGCACAACAAUAUCCUGAGAACUUGGCGUUCUGGCAUGAUCCAUCCGCUGCUCCGCCGGCGAUGACUAUUCCCGCGCCGUACAAGCAGCCAACUUUGCUUCAUCCUCUGCCAGAUCAGAAGAAGCACAAGCGCACCCGAAGUGGUUGCUUUACCUGUCGUUCGCGCCGCAUUAAAUGUGAUGAGUCUCGUCCAGUUUGCGAACGAUGUCGGAAAGGUAGUCGCGACUGCGUCUACCCGACCCCCGCGGUUGGAUCUUCCAAGACUGGCGCCCGUACCUCGGCAAAGACCCGGGCUGGUCGUCCGCAUUCUCAGGGAAGUGAUUCUUCUGGUAAAUUAGGGACUGAGGAGAUCAGUCCUUUGGAACCUAUUCUUGAUGAAGAUGAACCCGACAGUGCCGCUGGUCAGGCUUCCAGGCCUUCACCAUCAAGCAGUACAGGGCAAUCAUCUCGGCCUGAUCUGCACAGGUCGCAGAGUGGACAGUCGUUGCGAAAACGCAGCUUGAAGACUGUCUCUGAGGCUGGCUCGUUUAGUAUGGAACCUGGAAGUUCGCCUUCUACCGAGUCUUCACGGUUUGAGUCGGUGAGUGUGCGAUCGGCCAGUGUUACCCAGACUACCACGGAUAUGCUCAAUUCAGCUCGCGUGUCCGAAGAUCUGCGGUUCUAUCUCAAUUUUCACCAGGAUUUCAUCACGCCUGGCCAUUUCUUCUUGAGGAGAGGAAGUAUGGUCUUCGUUCAGCACAGUAUCAUCGAGCUGGCUUUACAGUAUGAACCUUUGCUAUAUGCUCUGGUGGGCUUUGCUGCAUAUCACCAUACCUUGCAGAGCUCGGGAGGAAAACUUUACACCUUUCUCAAAUAUUAUAAUAAAGCGCUGGUGCUCUUAAGAAAGUCUCUUAGUUCUGGUGAGGAACAUACAGAGGCAACCUUGUGCACUGUUCUGGUCUUGACAACUUUCGAGGAAUACACUGGAGAUUGGCUAAAUUUAAUCGAUCAUCACCAAGCAGCUCACGCAUUAAUGCGGGAACUUCUCACACCCGACUCUUCCAACCUGAACGAAUUACACACCAAUAUCUUCCUCUGGUAUGCGCGGUUUGACGUGGUUGCGGGAAUUCUGGCCGGGACAGAGGCAAUUCUCGGUCGAGAUUGGUAUCUUGCAAAGGAACAGUACGAUGCAGAACAAGCAUCUCUCUACCCCGAGGAUGCACGUAAGCAGCUCGAAUUGGUUGCUUCCAUUAACCGGCGCUUUGGUUUGGAUAUGGCCUCGCUUUACGCAAAGCUGUCUCAAGGACUGAUUGCAUUCGAGGACUUUGCUGUGCAGAACGAGCUUCUCGGACAAACGAUUGAACGAGCAAAGAAUAUUAUGAGGUCAUUCGAUGAUUGCGAAUACACCGUUCGCUCAUAUCCAGACCAGCAGCCUUUGACGGAAGAAGAUAUUGUGGAUCCCUAUGUCCCGGGUCGUAUCCAUGAAGGACCUUUGUGGGAUGCGAACUACAUUUGGAUUGAUCUUCUUUCUACCGAAUUGAUGUACAAGUACCAGACAAUGCUGGCACUGAGACAACCUCUUCUCCCCGAGUUAACCGCACUAGCCUGGGAACAAGCUCAGCUCAUGGAGACGAUCAAUCGCUGGCCGAAGAAACCAAACGGAGCUUGCAUCGGGUUCAAAAACAGCAUCGGAAUCACCAGCAUGUUCCUUCCCAGAGAUACCAAUAAUGAGAUGUGGUGUCGGCGCAGGAUCGCGCAGAUGGAACAAACAGGUUACAUACUCCAACCUAAAUUCCGUGAAGUGCUCUCCGCCGUCUGGCAAGACCCCGAACUCAUGAACUGGUGGCUUCCAAACAACGAAGGCUGCUCCGAUCUUGUCCACGAAAUCCGCACCAUGACCGAUGACCGCCAGAAACAGCCCCGCGACGACUUCCGCUCCAGUGUACGCGAUAUGAAAUCAAUGUUUUGGAAAUUGAAUGUCAACGAUGAGGGAGACGAGCUCAGUCCUGGAAGCAGUCAAGGGGGGUUUCUCCUGAGCUAA
Penicillium malachiteum is the source of this 2112-nucleotide messenger RNA. RefSeq names its product Zn(II)2Cys6 transcription factor. The coding region runs from base 1 to 2112 and encodes 703 amino acids. The transcript is spliced from 3 exons. The record is from RefSeq and is a predicted model, not a curated record. NCBI's taxonomy places the organism in Eukaryota, Fungi, Ascomycota, Eurotiomycetes, Eurotiales, Aspergillaceae. Gene Ontology annotation, cellular component: nucleus. Gene Ontology annotation, molecular function: DNA-binding transcription factor activity, RNA polymerase II-specific; transcription cis-regulatory region binding; zinc ion binding. Gene Ontology annotation, biological process: positive regulation of transcription by RNA polymerase II.